AUGUCAACGAUUCGAACAGCUAUCAGCGAUGCAGUCCGGACAUCGCUUGGACCGAGGGGAAUGGACAAGAUGAUCCAAACAUCCAAGGGCGAGGUUGUCAUCACCAACGAUGGGGCAACGAUCCUCAAGAGCAUCCAGGCCUUACAUCCCGCUGCCAAGAUGGCGACGCAGGAUGUUGAAGCCGGAGAUGGGACGACGUCUGUGGUCGUUCUCGCAGGAAGUUUUUUGGGAGCUGCGGAGAAAAUGCUGCAGAAGGGCAUGCACCCAACCAUCAUCGCGGAGGCAUUCCUCAAGGCGUCCACCAAAGCGGUCGAAUAUCUAACUGAAAUGUCGACGCCGAUCGAUCUCAGUGAUAAAACUAGUCUUUUGCGAGCCGCAAGCACGUCGUUGAACUCGAAGAUUGUGUCUCAAUACUCGUCUACACUUGCGCCCAUCGCCGUCGCUGCAGUGACUCGUCUUGUUACGCCUACGUCUUCUAAUGUCGAUCUGCGGGAUAUCAGGGUGGUGAAGAAAGUCGGUGGAACGAUUGAGGAUACCGAGCUCGUGGAAGGCGUCGUUCUAAACCAAAAUGUCAUCGUGUCCGCUGGUGGCCCGACUCGGAUGGAGAAGGCGAAGAUUGCCAUCAUUCAGUUCCAGCUGAGCGCACCCAAACCUGAUAUGGACAACACUGUGGUCAUCAACGACUACCGUCAAAUGGAUAAGGUCAUCAAAGAGGGCCGGCAGUACCUUUUGAACAUCUGCAAAAAGAUCAAGAAAGCCAACUGCAAUGUGCUUUUGAUUCAGAAGUCGAUAUUACGGGACGCCGUCGAUGACACGUCUCUGAACUUCCUCAAGCGUUUGAACAUCAUGGCUGUGAAGGAUGUGGAGCGGGAUGAGAUUGAAUUCUUGUCGAAGAGUUUGGGUUGCAAACCCAUUGCUGAUAUCGAGGCAUUCACUGAAGACAAGCUGGGCUACGCUGAUCUGGUGGAAGAGUCAUCGGAGUUGGGCCCCAAAGUCGUCAAGAUCACUGGGAUCAAAAACCGGGGCCGUACUGUCAGUAUCUUGGCGAUGGGCAGUAACAACCUGGUCGUGGAGGAGUGCGAACGUAGUCUGCACGAUGCGUUGUGCGUUGUGCGGUGUUUGGUGAAGAAACGCGCUCUCAUCGGGGGAGGAGGUGCUCCAGAGAUCCACGUGUCUAGGCUGUUGUCACAGUACGCUCAAUCGCUGAAAGGCAUGGAGGCAUACUGCUUCCAGGCUUAUGCGGAUGCACUGGAAGUCAUCCCAACCACCCUUGCCGAGAAUGCUGGGCUGAACCCCAUCGCCAUCGUCACUGAGCUAAGGAAUCGACACGCGUUGGGAGAACGUACAGCCGGUAUCAAUGUUCGCAAGGGAUUGAUAUCGAACAUCUUGGAGGAAGACGUUGUCCAGCCUCUCCUCGUCAGCACCAGUGCUAUCGAAUUGGCAACCGAGACGGUGACGCACAGAUUCGCAUCUUCAUCUUGCUCAGUUGCUCUCAUUCCCACCAUGUCUGGAGGUCGAAAACGCGCUGCAGGAUCCGAGGCCCAGGCAUCUUCGUCUAAAUCCAAGCCUCCGCCGUCCAAGAAGACGCGUUUCGUAGACCCUUCUGAUGACCCUACCAACUUCGCUGAAGAAGUCGACGCGGCACUGGAGCAAACCACACGAAAGGGCAGGGUCAAGACAGAGGGCUACGACUCAGACUCAAGUGAUGAUGGAGAAGGCGUUGUCCUGAGUCGCCGAAAGGACGGGGAGGAGGAAGACGAUGAUAUGUUCGCCAUGGCAGAGGACACGGACAAAAAAGACGGCGAGACUGCGAAGAAGAAGGAAGAGUAUCUACGUCUCGGGGACAUAGAAGGGCAAGAGUUUGAGGAUUCCGACAAUGAGAAGGAUAGUCUGGAUGAAGAUGAGCCGGAGGACGAAGAUGACGCUGAACGGCGCAAGAAGGCUGGGAUGGGCUUCGAGAUGUCCUCUUUCAAUAUGCGGGAGGAGAUGGAAGAGGGAAAGUUCACCGAGGACGGUUCAUAUGUGAAGACUUUUGAUCCCCAUGGUGUGCACGAUCGGUGGAUGGAAGGACUAGACGACCGAGAGAUCAAGCUCGCGCGGAGGAGGAAGAAGGAGCAGGACAGAAAACAGAAGGAGCGCGUUCGUGCUGAAGAGAAAGAGCUGCAGGAAAGUGGGGGGAAACCCGCAAUGGAGAUGGAGCUACUCGGAUUGCUAAAGAAGGGGGAAACCAUUCUUGAAGCAUUGCAGCGCUUGGGUGUCGAAGCUAAGAAGUCCGCGAAGAAGAACAAGUGCGACUAUGCCUGCACUUUAACUCACCAGCCAUUGACCAACUCCAGAGCAGGGAAGGAUCCUAUGAACGUCGACGAUACUCUCAAGGCGCCCUCCGCCAUUGAACGAGUAACUCAUUUGGCGUCUACGCUUAUGACUCUGGGCGAUGCGGACAUCUAUUCACGAACGUACGAAGAACUGGUUCGAUCUGUACGCUCCUCUGGAUUCGUGGACGAAUCGUGGACUCCACCAUCGAACGACAAAACGUACGAAUACAAAUGGCGAGGAACAGACGGCAGUGAUCCUGGCACCGUGUUUGGACCGUUCAGCAAGGAAGAUAUGCUUGCCUGGCACAAGGCUGCCUAUUUUGGCGCGCUUGGAGAAAAAGUCGAAGUUCGAGAGACGGGUGGUGGUGGCUGGGACGACUGGGACAGCGUCUUGGACUAG
This is a messenger RNA of Mycena citricolor, 2715 nucleotides long. The record is from the annotation of a GenBank genome assembly. NCBI's taxonomy places the organism in Eukaryota, Fungi, Basidiomycota, Agaricomycetes, Agaricales, Mycenaceae.